Parnassius mnemosyne (clouded apollo) is the source of this 2211-nucleotide messenger RNA. Lineage: Eukaryota; Metazoa; Arthropoda; Insecta; Lepidoptera; Papilionidae. The record is from the annotation of a GenBank genome assembly.
UUGUCCUCAGCAUUUGCUCUCGCCUACAUUCACUACAGAUAUGUGUCUAACCUUUUUGAGAAUGAUCGUAACUUCUCUCACCUCUCGGAUCUUGAGCGGGAGAUGUCUCUACGUACGGAAAUGGGGUUCUACUACUCCUACUACAAAACAAUUGUGGAAGAGCGUCCAUUUAUUGCUGGUAUAUCAAAGCUCAUGUAUGACCGACUGGUGGAAUAUCCAAAAGAGGUGAACGCAUUCAACAGAUUCAACAUACAUCCUGAAGUCAUAAUCGGUGCAGUGUACCGCUACUUCGAACCCUGGCUGAACACAACCACCUACCGCGAGUGCCACAUGGUGGAACGCGACGCCUAUCACUCCCCCGUACAAAGCUGCGUGGGUAUAGGUCAACCUAUACUGUUCUAUUUGGAAGCUGUCUGGUGGCUGGCUGGAUUGACAGUGGCCGCGCUUUUCUUACACGCCGUGACCCUCAGCGAAAGCAUCUUCGGUGGUAUACUAGCAGUGCUUCAAUACUUCGCGAACCACACGGAAUGCACCCGCGUACAAUGGGCCCCCAAUGAAAGGGAGAACCUAGCGCUGCCAUUGCUGUUGCUUCAAGGCUGGCUUCUGACUCUGCAGUUGAGGGUCAAAGAGAGAAGCAACGCCUUACAAUUACAGAUCUCAAUAUUCUUCAUCAACUGUCUCUGCCUGCUUUUCUGGCAGUUCACCCAAUUCAUUUUUCUCACACAACUGGCGAUUUACUUCGUAAUGGAGCAGCUUCGCAUCAUUGACGUAAAAACCCUCUCCAUCUUCCUUCACUCCCACUUUUGCGGCUUGCACAUGGCUGUCUUACUAUUGCAAGGAAAUGAUAUGCUAAAAUCGUCCUUAUACACUUCUUUCUUUCUUGUUUUGUCAGCAUAUUGCAUGUUCUUCAGUUCGUUACGCGUUAAGGUCAAUAAUCGCGUGGACUUGCUAGUCGAGUCGUGGCUGGUUUUACUUAGAGUGUGCAUAGUGAUAUGUACGUCGUUCUAUUUAAAGAAACUUAUUAGCGAUUUCUUAGAAGUUCAAGAGGAUUCCCAUGUGUGGGAUAUUCUAUAUUCCAAGUUCACAGAUUACAAAUCAUUCCACACGUUAAUAUAUACCUGUUCGAAAGUUUUCGACUUCUUACCUUGGAGUAGUGUUAUUAAUAUGUGCGUUUCUUUCCUUAUUCCAAUGGUCCUUAUAAAUAUAUAUAGCGUACUUGUUACGUCAUUAACACACGCUGCUGAAGAGUGCACUAAAAAGAUAGAUAAAAAAAUUAGUUCAAUAGAAAGAGACAAAGCAUCUGAAGUUAACGAGGAGACGGACGAUAGUGGUAUAGAGAACAGCACAGAAACUAAAGUGAGGAAGCGGAAACAAAGUCUACCAAAGGAUUUGGACGUUAUUGAUAAAGAAAUAAAGGAGAAAAUAGAGAAGCAAGAUCAGUUAGAGGAGACAAAGGAUAUACUGAUAUUUCUUUUAAGGAACUUGCAGUUAGAACCGGCGGUUUUCUACAACAUAGCACAGAUGGUGGCGUUUGGCAUAAUGGCUGUAUUAGUCAUGAGGUUAAAGCUAUUGUUCGCGACGCAGCUGUGCCUGCUGUCAUCUUUGAUGUUGAAUAAGAAUCAUUACAUCAUUCCAAAAGGCGUAUCGAAGUAUAUUCCGCUGCUCUGGCUUCUCAUUUUAGCGCCGAUCGUGCGCGUCCUGAUGUACAGGGUGUCGCAAGAGAUGUCACAUAUAGGUGAAUUCAGUGACUACCCACAAGAGGAGUUAUUAGAGUGGAUAGUUCGCGAAGCGGGGAGUGGUGCGUUUGCGGGUUCGAUGCCGGUGCUGGCCACCGUUAUGCUUUGUACGCGAAAGCCCAUUGUAGCCCAUCCUCACUACGAGCAUUUGGAGGCCAGGCAACGUGCCUACUCCGUAUACAAAGUGUACGGAAGAUUCACAGCGGAGGAGUUGUAUGAGGAGUUGACCAAGCUGAAGGCCACGUACCUAAUAGUGGAGACGAAAUAUUGCUAUGGGAGGAGCAACAACGGUUGCUCUUUCGGCGAGAUCUGGGACAUCGAGGCCCCCGCGACGGUCAGUCGACCCCAGCUGUGCCACACGCUGCUCACAGAGUCCGUGGACCAUUUCUAUCCCGUGUUCAGAAAUCAGUUGUAUACCGUGUUCCGGAUACACGACUUCAGCGUUCGGUAUAUGCCGCGAAGCUUCGACACCUGA